Molecule: messenger RNA, 1041 nt
Organism: Psilocybe cubensis
Lineage: Eukaryota; Fungi; Basidiomycota; Agaricomycetes; Agaricales; Agrocybaceae
Exons: 7
Coding region: 1-1041 (346 amino acids)
Source: RefSeq, a predicted model, not a curated record
AUGUUGCGCCGAUGGUCCUGUCUGAUCCUCUGUCUUUUGACCGUCUCCCUACGCGUCGCAGGCCAAGGGUCGAACGUGACAACGUGUGUCCCCGAUUAUGCUUGGUCAAUCAACAAUCUCAAUCAAACACCAUGCUUAGUUGCAUCGUACUUGGAGAGUCUUUGCGGUAUUCGGUUGAUAGUAUUCCAAACGGCACGCAUUAUUUGGGACCGCAAACUUUCUCCCAAGCAGACGCUUGUAAAUGCAGCAGUGUUACAUAUAGUGCAAUCAGUGCCUGUGGAGGGUGUCAAGGGCGGACGUUCCAGAACUGGACUACAUGGAGCCAAAAUUGUCCGACGUUUCCCCAAAGAUAUACCAGAAGAAGUGCAGGUUCCCGAGUGGAUGAAAAUAAAUGUUACUUUAACUGGUAACAAUUUCGACCCGCUUAUUGCACAGCAAGUCGGUCAGGGUACACCUGCCCCAACUUCACUGAUCCCACAACUGUCUUCGAGUUCAAUUCCUUCUGCAAGUUCCCCAACAUCCAUCAUUGAUUCCCCAACCCAGAUUCCCGAAGUUGCUCCGUCGACUAAGAAGUCCAACGCAGGCGCCAUUGCUGGCGGCGUUGUUGCUGGUCUUGUUGUCAUUGUACUCAUCAUUCUCUUUGUCUUGUGGAAAAUCAUUCGUCAACGCAGAAAUGCCGUUCAGAAGGACUUCUCGUUUAAUCGCAAGGCACUGGUUUCGGGAACUAAUGUCACAUCCCAUCCAACUGGGACUUCUGGAAUCACUUCGGGGGCUACUGGAGUCACUCCUAUGACGACUGGGGUCAGUUAUUACUCUCCCGAUGGGCCUUCCCCAAUCCCGUACGGCGGUCAAAGCCUCUACGCCACUUCCGAAUAUCGCUCUGCAUAUUCCAUGUCCCCAACUGCAUCAUCGGCUAUGUAUACUACCCCCCCUGAACGACGUUCAUUGGAGAGUAUAUCGCCUAGUAUGGUGCAACUAGGAACCUAUCAACCGCAAAGAACCCAGCCUCUCGGGUUCAGAGGUGCUGCAGAGCUGUCAUGA